This is a messenger RNA of Nicotiana tabacum (common tobacco), 516 nucleotides long. The record is from RefSeq and is a predicted model, not a curated record. NCBI's taxonomy places the organism in Eukaryota, Viridiplantae, Streptophyta, Magnoliopsida, Solanales, Solanaceae.
AUGGGGGGAGCGAAUAUAGACGUGAGGCUUGAUUUGCAAGGCAUCCCUAAGAGAGGAAGUUUCAAGUAUCAUGGGUCAGUUAUCCAAGGGAACGAAGAGAUUGAUGAAGAUGUCACACACCAUGUAGGGGCAGGGUGGAUGAAAUGGAGAUUAGAAUCUGGCGUCCUGUGUGACAAGGAUGUGCCACCUAAACUUAAAGGUCCGAGUAGUGCUUAUGGACUUGUUGGUAUGGUUGGAUGGGGUGCCGAGGGGCUCGGAUAUGUUUCAAAUAGGUUUCAGACCAUUUUGGAGUUGAGUGGAAGUUCUGGCACUGGUGUGUCGUACCUGCGAGGUUUGGUACGCAUGUGCAACGUCGCACCUGCGGAUGAGGGGGGUGCAAAUGCGAAGGGCAGUUGGAGCUGGGACUUCGUUCUUACGAGGGUCCAUACGCAGAAGCCAAAGCACAGAAUCGGACGUGCAUGCGCACAUGCAGUGCCGCAAAAGCGGUUGAGUGGUCGCAAGUACGGGGAUGGCUGA